This is a messenger RNA of Dendroctonus ponderosae (mountain pine beetle), 1172 nucleotides long. Its product is annotated as myrosinase 1. Gene Ontology annotation, molecular function: beta-glucosidase activity. The record is from RefSeq and is a predicted model, not a curated record. Lineage: Eukaryota; Metazoa; Arthropoda; Insecta; Coleoptera; Curculionidae. Gene Ontology annotation, biological process: carbohydrate metabolic process.
GAACUUGAAGCUAACAAUAUCGAGCCGUUGGUUACGUUGUACCAUUGGGACUUGCCCCAGCACUUAAGCGAGUUGGGCGGUUGGCUCAAUCCUCAAAUUGCUGAUUAUUUUGGAGAAUACGCGCGACUGGCAUUCAGCCUGUUUGGUGAACAUGUGAAACGUUGGACAACCGUAAAUGAGCCAAAAUCUACAUGCUUGUUGGGCUACGGAAACACUUACAAUGCGCCUGGAAUCAAUUUGAUUGCUGAUGGUGUCUACCAGUGUGCUAAAAUACAACUUCUAGCCCAUGCCAAGGCCUGGCAUAUUUACGAUGAAGAAUUCAGACCAACCCAACAAGGAAAAGUUAGUCUGGUGUUGGACACACCUUGGAAUGAGCCAGCAAGCGACAGUGAGCUGGAUCAAGAGGCAGCCGAAAGAGAAAUGGAGUUUGGGUUUGGUUGGUUUGCUCACCCAGUAUAUUUGGGCGACUGGCCCGAAGUAAUGAAGGUGAGAGUGGCCAACAGGAGCAAACUUGAGGGUUUGGGCUUCUCAAGAUUGCCUGAACUCACUGAAGAAGAGAUCGACUAUAUCAAAGGAACAUUUGAUUACUUCGGCUUGAACAUUUACACCGGCCUACUCGUUUCAUACCUGCCUGAUGACGAUAUUGGUACUCCCAAUUAUUGGUCAGACAAAGGAAACCACCUUUAUAGCGAUGCCUCCUGGCCAGAGUCGUCAACAGACUGGCUGAGGUACGUGCCAUUCUCCAUUAGAAAACUGGUAAAUUAUAUCAACGAUCGAUACAAUCCUGGAGAAAUAUUUGUGACUGAAAAUGGUUGGGCUGAUACUGGGGAGAUUGAUGAUCAAGAUCGCGUCAGAUAUUACAGGGGAUACUUAAGUAACCUUUUGGAAGCAAUUCUCGAUGAUGGGGUUAAUGUGGUUGGUUACACUGCUUGGAGUUUACUCGACAAUUUUGAAUGGGCUUCUGGAUACUCGCAAAGACUAGGAUUGAUUUAUGUGGACCACGAUAGUCCGGAAAGGACCAGGACUUGGAAGUCUUCCGGCCGUUACUAUCAGCAAGUGGUGCAAACCAGGUGCUUGGUGGAGUCCUGCAUUGAUUAAUAUCAACAUUAAUGUAAAAUUUAAUAAACAUUAACGCAAUUAUUUUUAAUAAAUAACACUCUUUUUUUGCUUUA